Messenger RNA from Hyaloscypha bicolor E, 1682 nucleotides. Its product is annotated as MFS general substrate transporter. The transcript has 4 exons. Gene Ontology annotation, cellular component: plasma membrane. NCBI's taxonomy places the organism in Eukaryota, Fungi, Ascomycota, Leotiomycetes, Helotiales, Hyaloscyphaceae. Gene Ontology annotation, biological process: transmembrane transport; carboxylic acid transport. The record is from RefSeq and is a predicted model, not a curated record. Bases 29 to 1483 code for a protein of 484 amino acids. Gene Ontology annotation, molecular function: carboxylic acid transmembrane transporter activity.
CGAAGUCAAAGAUGGAGCAAACCAGACCAUGGAAUCUCAAGCGCCCUCAGAAGAGGUACCUCCGCAGAAGCAAUCCCUCUCUGAUAAGUUCACGAUUUUCGCAUCUGGCGCAGCUCUGGUCUCUGACGGAUAUUUCAACAAUCUCAUGACGAUGGUGAACGUCAUCCUCUCCAAGCAAUAUCCAAAACAAUACACGGCCGAUGUCAAGACACGAGUCUCGAACGCCCUGCUGGUGGGAGAGAUCUUUGGUCAGGUGGUUGUCGGGCUCACGUGCGAUUACUUGGGACGGAAGUUCGCGAUUGUCUUAACGACUCUCAUGAUAGUCAUUGGAGGAAUCCUGGCCACAGCAUCUUCUGGCAAGACAGUUGAAGGAAUGUUCUGGAUGAUGACAGUUGCCCGUGGAAUCGUAGGCUUUGGUACCGGAGGAGAAUAUCCCGCCUCCUCGACAAGCGCCUCCGAAGCUGCGAAUCAGCAUAGCCUCAAGUCACGUGGCCCGAUUUUUAUCCUAGUCACGAACCUUCCUCUCUCCUUCGGAACACCACUUGCAGUAUCGAUUUUCCUCAUAGUCUUCUCCGCAUGCCAUCAGUCACACUACAGCACCGUCUGGCGAGUGUGCUUUGGCCUUGGCUGCCUGCUGCCUCUUUCCGUCUUCUACUUCCGAAUUCGCAUGCUCAACAGCGUUCUCUACCGCCGCGGAGCCAUUAAACGUGACGUCCCAUACAAACUCGUCUUGAGAUACUACUGGAAAUCACUCAUCGGUACUUGCGGUGCUUGGUUCCUUUACGACUUUGUCACUUUCCCCAACGGUGUUUUCUCAGGCACGAUCAUCGCCUCUGUGAUUCCAUCGACUACAAAAGAUGUGAUCCUCAAAACAGGAGAAUGGAACUUACUUUUGGGAGCUCUGUCCCUCCCCGGUGUUUUUCUUGGUGCGUAUCUUUGCGAUCGACUUGGGCGUAAGAAUACGAUGAUGUUGGGGUUCUCUGGCUACCUAGUCUUCGGCUUGAUCAUCGGCCUCUCAUACGACAAGAUCACCAAGAUCGUUCCAUUAUUCGUCAUCUUCUACGGCCUGAUGCAAAGCUCCGGGAAUCUCGGACCAGGUGAUAUGCUUGGUCUCAUCUCCUCGGAAACGUAUGCGACAUCAGUCCGAGGCACUUGCUAUGGACUUUCAGCUGCAGUUGGCAAGGCCGGUGCGGCUAUCGGAACUCAAGCUUUCACUCCGAUCCAAGCGAAUCUCGGAAAGCGCUGGACGUUCAUCAUUGCUGCUAUUGUUGGUGUUGUGGGGAUACUUGUUACAUAUUUCUUCGUUGAAAAUCUCACCGGCGAGGAUCUUGGGGAGAGAGACAAGCGAUUCAGGGCUUUCCUUGUUGAGAAUGGAUGGGAUGGCGAGAUGGGAGAGGAGGAUCUUAGAGCGCUUGCGGAUGACGGCCAGGUUCCGGGAGAAAGAAUUGUUAUCCUGGUUGAAGUAUUCGCGGAGCAGAAGUGAGAGUUUCAGUUUACCGAGUAUACCGUUCUGCGCAUAUAUGAGUCUUCUCGUUCUCAUCCCCAGGGUCUUCGGGCAUCCCCAUACGGAAAUUUGGGCCGUGUAUGAGAAUCAGCCAAGGCGCCAACAGAAAUACAAGGUUUCUUCAAAGAUCACCACUCCAUGCUUGUCGACCUCCGACCACGUUUCAAAUUAUCCGACA